Molecule: messenger RNA, 1479 nt
Organism: Oryza brachyantha (malo sina)
Lineage: Eukaryota; Viridiplantae; Streptophyta; Magnoliopsida; Poales; Poaceae
Product: mitochondrial adenine nucleotide transporter ADNT1
Exons: 8
Coding region: 84-1151 (355 amino acids)
Biological process (GO): transmembrane transport
Source: RefSeq, a predicted model, not a curated record
UCCUCCCGCCGCCACCGCCGCCGCGAGAACCCCAGGCCGCGCGGAGCAGGGCCGAGGCGAGGCAGCGGGCGAUCCGGGUGGACAUGGCCUCGGAGGACGUCGUGGGGAAGAGCAGGGGGGACACGGCCGUCACCACCAUCGUCAACCUGGCCGAGGAGGCCAAGCUCGCGCGCGAGGGGGUUAAGGCCCCUAGCCACCAGCUCCUCUCCAUCUGCAAGUCGCUCGUCGCCGGUGGCGUCGCCGGUGGAGUAUCACGUACAGCUGUUGCUCCGCUCGAACGACUGAAGAUCCUGCUUCAGGUUCAAAAUCCGCACAGUAUCAAGUACAAUGGUACAGUUCAAGGUCUUAAGUACAUAUGGAGAACGGAGGGUCUCCGUGGACUUUUUAAGGGCAAUGGUACCAACUGUGCCAGAAUUGUCCCAAAUUCUGCUGUGAAGUUUUUUAGCUAUGAGCAAGCAUCAAGUGGAAUUUUGUGGCUUUACCGACGACAAACAGGGGACGAGGAUGCUCAGCUUAGUCCACUGUUGCGCCUUGGAGCUGGUGCCUGUGCUGGUAUCAUUGCCAUGUCUGCUACUUACCCAAUGGAUAUGGUUAGGGGUAGGAUUACCGUGCAGACAGAAAAGUCUCCUUAUCAGUACCGUGGUAUGUUUCAUGCGCUUGGUACAGUAUACCGUGAAGAAGGCUUCCGUGCUCUAUACAGAGGGUGGCUUCCAUCGGUUAUUGGAGUGGUUCCAUAUGUUGGCCUCAACUUUGCUGUAUACGAGUCUCUAAAGGACUGGCUUCUAAAGACAAAUCCGUUAGAUCUUGCCAAGGACAAUGAGUUGCACGUAGUUACUAGGCUUGGAUGUGGAGCUGUGGCUGGAACCAUAGGCCAGACUGUUGCAUACCCUCUUGAUGUCAUCAGGAGGAGAAUGCAGAUGGUUGGUUGGAAUCAUGCUGCUUCUAUUGUUACUGGAGAAGGCAAAGAGGCGCUGCAGUACAAUGGUAUGAUCGAUGCAUUCAGGAAAACUGUUCGUUAUGAAGGUGUUGGUGCUUUGUACAAGGGUCUUGUGCCCAAUUCAGUGAAGGUGGUGCCUUCUAUUGCCAUUGCAUUCGUGACGUACGAGUUUGUGAAAGAAGUUCUAGGAGUAGAGAUGAGGAUAUCAGACUGAAGAAUUGGAGUUAGUGCUGGGCAUUAUCAACUGCUAUUUUUGUAGGGUGUUGAGUUCCUGUUUUUGUAGGAAGGGCAAGUAGAAGGAUUAUAGCACUGAGGCUCCUCCAUUCAGCAUAAGGCCCCCUCAGCCCAUGUUGAUAUAUCCUACUACUGGUUCCAGAUCUUAAUUGUUGCUGGACUCGUGGGAAAAUUAAUAAGUUGGCUGUAAAGCAUGAAACAUUUGCCUAACUCAUAAAGUCUAUUCAGUCGUGAUGAUGUAUUGAGAUUCAAACCCUAUGCAGUAUGCUGUCUGCUGCUGAUAGUUGAUUUUCAUGGUUUUCCUUUCU